Dovyalis caffra is the source of this 1563-nucleotide messenger RNA. NCBI's taxonomy places the organism in Eukaryota, Viridiplantae, Streptophyta, Magnoliopsida, Malpighiales, Salicaceae. The record is from the annotation of a GenBank genome assembly.
AUGCUUCUUCGACUUUUACUGCUACGAUUGCUUCUUGGCUCUUGUUGGAUCGGAUGGGUCAACUCACACAAGGAAUCAGGUGAGUGGAGCUGCGAGUCCGACGCAGAAAUCAGAGUAGAAGCUGAGUUCAAGCCUGGACUCAUCACCCUCGAUGGCCACGCUGAUGAUUGGAAAGACAUUGACGCCUUCGAGUUCUCACUGCUUCCUGCUACUGACCCUGAUGCGGAUAAAGAAUACACAGGUGGAAAAAUGGCCGUUAAGGCCUUGCACGAUGGUAACAAUGUAUUUUUCUUGUUGCAAGUUGAUGGGAACUAUGCUUAUACAAAAGGUGAUAACCAUAAAUGUCCAUCAGUUGCUCUCAUGUUUCCGAUUGGUGACGAAGCAACCUAUCAUAGUAUGGGUGGCUGUAAAGAAGGAACUAAUACCUGCAAUAGGAAGAAUUGCAAAGGUCAUGAAGUUGAUAUUAUGCACUUCUCAAUUGGAAAUGCCAUUCCAGGACGGCUCUAUGGUGGGAAUCCGUUAGACAACGCGGAUGGCAAUGGAGGUGACAGGUUUGGUCAUUUGGUUGAUCUCUAUGCUUGGAAUCCACACUGUAGAUACCUUGAUGGUCUUGGUCCUUCAGGGAAAAAAGGAAAGUGGGAAGAAGCACUAAACAAAGUGAUUAGAAGGUGCACGAUCAAGGGAAUGAUUCUAGCGCCCAGAAUAACUGGAAAGGGGCAUGGUGGCACAGUAGCUUCAAUGUUCACUCAGGAUGCUCAGUUUACAAUUGGUGGAUCUAGCAAGAUGUCUGUUGCCUUCUGGUAUCCAGUUGACGGGAAUUCAUGGCAUGGAUCUGGACACUAUUCUGUCAACUGUGAUUGGAUACCCUUGGAUAUCUCUCCAGGCAAUUCUAUGUUAAAGGCAUCGACACCAGGCAGCUCAGGAGAUGUUGCCAGUGCCUUUGCCCUUCUAUUUUCAACUCGCUUUUCUUUCGAGAUUCUGGCUGCAAUGGCUGGUGAUGGAAGCAAAAAAUCUAAAGUAUCAACAGCUCCACCUCGAAAAAUCAAUGUUCAAAAGUUCGCGGAAACCCGAGCAUCUGAACUCGAGAGUCUCCACUCAAUCGUAUCAAACCGAGUAAACAACAAUUUCCGAUCUCAAAGAAACAAGAGAAGAAGAACCACUGCUUACGACAAUCAAGCUGCAAAAAAAAGACAUCGAAAGAGGCGUAAAUUAGGACUGUUUGGUAAGGCCAGCGAUGACCUGGCUUUGGCUUCCGAGAAAGAGCCAAAGAAAGUCCCUCGCCGAGUUCGUAGGAGAAUUGAACUUAAAAAGAAUCCAGAAAUUGGUUUUGCUACUUCGGGUGAUGGCACCAAAAGAUUGAGAACUCAUGUUUGGCAUGCCAAACGCUUUACAAUGUCUAAGCUUUGGGGAUUUCACCUUCCUCUAGGUUUGCACGGCAGCGGAAGGGGGUCUAGGGCUCUAUUGAAGUGGUACAGAGACAGAGCGGUUGUGCAUGAUGGAAGCUACUAUACUGCUAUACAGUUGGAAGGUCCAGAGGCAAGCAUUACUUUUCUUUCUAGUUAG